AACAAGAUGGCGGCUCAGAGGUGGAGGCCGACAGCGACGGGAAGAGGAAGCACUGCUGUCCCGUUUGUAGUCGAGACUGCUUCAAGGCGUCGGCGCUGAAGAAGCACCUCAGGAUCCACUCCGGCGAGCGUCCGUUCCAGUGCUCCACCUGCAAGAAGAGCUUCACCCAGCAUGUCCACAUGACGGAGCACCGGAGGAUCCACACCGGGGAGAAACCCUACACCUGCACCGACUGCAAAAAGAGCUUCACCUUCUCGAGCGCCCUGCGGCGACACCAGCGAGUCCACACCGACGCCCGGCCCUUCACCUGCUCCGUCUGCCUCAAGACCUUCAAGCAGCAGAGCUCCCUAAAGAGCCACCAGCUGACACACUCGGGGGUCCGAUACCAGUGUCCGCUCUGCAGCAAGAGCUUCAGCCGCUCCCUGGAGCUCAGCUACCACGUGGACAUGCACUCAGACACGCGGCCGUACUUCUGCAACAUCUGCAAGAAGAACCUAAGCGGAGCACGGAUCUUCAGCAAGCACAUGAAGAAACACCAACUUCAUGGGGAACCUUCAGAACCAGAGGUCUCCGGGGGCAUACUGUGA
Anarrhichthys ocellatus (wolf-eel) is the source of this 587-nucleotide messenger RNA. RefSeq names its product gastrula zinc finger protein XlCGF71.1-like. The annotation marks the transcript as partial. Gene Ontology annotation, molecular function: DNA-binding transcription factor activity; RNA polymerase II cis-regulatory region sequence-specific DNA binding. Gene Ontology annotation, biological process: regulation of transcription by RNA polymerase II. The record is from RefSeq and is a predicted model, not a curated record. Lineage: Eukaryota; Metazoa; Chordata; Actinopteri; Perciformes; Anarhichadidae. The transcript has a single exon.